Molecule: messenger RNA, 5209 nt
Organism: Pogonomyrmex barbatus (red harvester ant)
Lineage: Eukaryota; Metazoa; Arthropoda; Insecta; Hymenoptera; Formicidae
Gene: tyn
Product: trynity
Biological process (GO): anatomical structure morphogenesis
Source: RefSeq, a predicted model, not a curated record
UCAGGCGGAUGCGUUGCCUCGAAGACAGAGCCGUGCCGACAGUCCAGCCAACAGGAGCGUCUUUUUUUUUUCUCACGUCGAGAAAGCGAUCGGAACGUCGGGUGUUCGAGUCGCGUAUGAUCGGCCCGGUGUCGAAAAAUCCUGGCGGAGAAAUCACCAUCGAUUACGCCGGUCGAUCUCCGCCACUCUCGCUCGAGAGGCAGAGACUUUUCGGACUUCUCGAACAAGUUUUUGAGAAAGGAAAAAAAAACGACAUCAGUGAUUUAGAACUAUCGAGUGAUUAGAGACCGGGGUGAAAUCUAGAGACUCAGGAUCAGUGGAUAGUCGGCUAAGAUGGGCUCGUUUGCGAUCGGAACGGUAGCAGCCACGGCCGCGAGCCUAAUAUUCACGGCGCUGUUGGCGAACGGCGACGCCGCGUUGGCCAGGACGGCAUUCGAGAAGCUCACCGACUACGAUUACCGUGGCACUACCUAUUACAGCGUGAGGAAUCUGUCGUUGGACGAAUGCCAGGGAUGGUGCAGGGAGGAUUUGGAAUGUCAGGCCACCGCGUUCUCAUUCGUUUUGAAUCCCUUGGCGCCGAUGCAGGACACCCUCUGCCAGCUGCAGAACGAAACGGCGGCCACGAAUCCGGCUGCGCAGCCUCAAAGGGCGGCCAAUAUGUACUACAUGACGAAACUACAGAUAAGAUCCGAAAACGUUUGUUUGCGACCAUGGGCCUUCGAGCGCAUUCCGAACAAGAUGAUCCGCGGCUUGGACAACGCAUUAAUUUACACGUCCACAAAAGAGGCAUGUCUCGCUGCCUGCUUAAAUGAACAUCGCUUUACCUGUCGUUCCGUGGAGUAUAAUUACGUGACGCUUCAAUGUCACCUGAGCGAUUCAGAUCGUCGAACGACGGGUCAAUAUGUACAAUUCGUGGAUGCGCAAGGAGUGGAUUACUUUGAGAAUUUAUGCUUAAAAGCAAAGGAUGCCUGCAAAGCUCAAAGGAUCUUCCAAAUGCCAAGAAUCGGCGUGGCGGACGAUAAAGUUGCACAAUACGCGGGCCUGCAUUAUUACACCGAUAAGGAGCUGCAGGCUCAAAGCGAAUCCGCCUGCAGAUUGGCCUGCGAAAUCGAGAACGAGUUUCUUUGCAGAUCCUUCCUUUAUCGCGGCGCGCCGCAGGGGUCAGCUCAUAAUUGUCAGCUCUUCCAUUUGGAUCACUGGACUCUCCCGGAUGGACCUUCGACGUAUCUCAACGCGGAGAGGCCUUUGAUCGACAAUGGAGAACGAGUUGGCACCUACUUCGAGAAUUUCUGCGAAAAGGGUACCGGGCUAAUAUCGGAUCCAUUGCCGGUCGUUUUCGAGACCACGGAAGACCCUACGAUAAACAACCUCACCCGAAAUGAUAUUAAUUGCGAUAAAACUGGAACUUGCUACGAUGUAUCGGUGGACUGCAAAGAUACCCGUAUUGCCGUUCAAGUCCGUACAAAUAAGCCCUUCAAUGGGCGCAUUUACGCUCUCGGACGAUCUGAGACUUGCAAUAUUGAUGUUAUUAAUAGCGAUCUCUUCAGGCUUGAUCUCACAAUGAGCGGACAAGAUUGCAACACUCAAAGCGUGCAGCGUGACGGUUUUCAGACUGGAAUAUAUUCGAACACGGUUGUACUGCAACAUCAUUCCGUGGUAAUGACAAAGGCUGACAAAAUCUACAAAGUUAAAUGUACGUACGACAUGUCCUCGAAAAAUAUUACUUUCGGUAUGAUGCCGAUCAGAGAUCCGGAAAUGAUCAGUAUCACCAGCGCACCGGAAGCACCUCCACCGAGGAUUCGCAUCCUUGACAGCCGAUCGCGUGAGGUUGAAACUGUGCGCAUCGGGGACAAACUGACGUUUAGAAUCGAAAUCCCGGAAGACACUCCUUACGGUAUUUUCGCUCGCAGCUGCGUAGCUAUGGCAAAGGACUCGAAAAGCACAUUUCAAAUUAUCGACGACGAAGGAUGUCCUGUCGAUCCUUCCAUCUUCCCCAGUUUCACUCCCGAUGGUAACGCUCUGCAAUCUGUAUACGAGGCCUUCAGGUUUACCGAAUCUUACGGUGUGAUCUUCCAGUGUAACGUGAAAUAUUGUCUAGGACCUUGCGAUCCGGCCGUUUGCGAGUGGGGACGUGAAUCCGUGGAAUCAUGGGGCAAGAGACGCAGAAGAAGUCUCGCGAACUCGACGGAGGAGAAAGCCGAAGAUAUGACUCUGUCUCAAGAGAUCUUAGUACUCGAUUUUGGCGAUGAGAAACAAUCUGAUUUCCUAAAGAGCGACGCUAGCAUAGAUUUCAAUGAAGCGGACAAAACAGUGACCAUCGUGGAACCAUGUCCAACGAAAACCUCGGUGCUGGCGCUCGGGGUGACGUGUGCUCUUCUGGUACUCAUCUACAUCUCCACAAUCUUCUGUUACUACAUGAAGAAGUGGCUGACACCACGCAAAAUGAUGCCUUAAAGGACAAGAAGAAUUCGUUCGUACAGCGCAUUCGCAAAAGUAAACGGCAAAAAUGAUAAUGAAGAAUGCAAGAGUUCACAUAUACAUUCACACAUAUACACAUAUGCAUACUCAUAAUCGUAAGUUAUCAAAGAAUUCAUAUACUUCGCCCUUUCAUUCCUAUUCAUUUUCAUUAUGUUUGCAAUGGAUGAAAUGCGCACGUGUAAGAAGGUAGAAUGUAAAAGAUCAACAUCCAAAAGAGACAUUUAUCCCUUGCAUCGCGCAUCUGAACUGCCUUUAAUGCAUUUAAUAUUUUUCACAACGUAUCAUUGAUAAGAAUCAUAAAAAUCGAUUAUGUAAUGUUCGAGUGAAUAUUCAUAUCGACACAGAUGUUCAUUAGUAGAUAUUCAUUAGGCCGACAUUUUUGGAAGAUUUAUUUAAAAGAUAAUAUAUCGAUAAUAGAACGCGGGAAAAUAAGUUUACACGAACAUUAAAAAUUACUUUGACUGACGCGAUGAAAAUCACAUAAAUGUCAAAAACGUUGAAUGCAAACACCUACGCGAACUUGAGAUCUACAACGAAGAGGAUGACUCGACUCUUCUUAGCUGAAGUAAUAUUUAGCAAGGAACAGCUCAUGAAUAUCGUAACUUUUAUGAAGGUGACGUAUUUUAAGAUGGUCACAAGUUAUAUAACAAAACGUGUACGUUGUAACAGUGCAAUAUUACAUUUUCGUAAAACGCUAAAUAUAUAAAAUGUCUGGCAGGCUUUAACAUACGCAUCUACUUCGUAUAUAGAUGCGUAUGCUCGACAUUUAUUUUUGAUCACCAAAAUGUGCCGAAGUAUUAAGUUAAAAUAGCAAUCGCGACUGAAUUUUGCUGACGCGGUUUAUCUUUAUGAGGAAAGCACAAUGCUACAUCAGCGACUGUGAUUGAAAUUUGAAUGAUGGCUUGCGCAUGUUGGACUUUGGAGGUAUUUGUUGAAAAGUUGGCGACCGACUCUUCUGCAUACAUACAUACAUACAGGCACACGCAUACAUACACAUACGACAUAUUUCGCGGAGCUCACUUGCGACUAAGACCACCUUGAAAAUGCAAUGAGUAGGUUUUAUUUAAGAAUAUUUUUAGAAACAGCUAACUGUGUCCUCUAGUGGCUACUUCUGAUCGGGUUGCAAGGAGAACAGGAGCGAGCGGACGAAUUUAUUCUUCGUGUUGCUCGAACUGAAAUUUUCGGUACUGUUUGAACGAUUAAUGCGGCCCUGGUUACUGUUUUUAGUUAACAGAAAUCGAUUUGUAACCCGCAUCAAGACUAGCGGUAUUUAAAGGUUCACGCUUCACUAACGUCUUUAACGAUACAAAUAGCAUUAAGAUAGCAAUUAAGCAUAGACAAAAGAGAGAAAAAAGAAAAGAAAAUGAGCAAGAAGAUAUUUUCUCGGAUUUAGCGAAUUCUCGAAGCGGUUGGUUACUUUUUAGAAGACAAAGAAAGACGUUUACAAGAAAGAAGAUAUCAAUAAACUUUAGCACUACGUGCAUGAAUUCCAUUCUGAAUAAGAAUAUCAAUUCAGGAAUAUUGUAGCGACUAAUUGAUGUUUGAAUUAGCUAAACUAAUGGGUGAGUCGGAGAAAAUGUAUGUUAAAGUACGAACCUCUUACGAGAAGCCGCUGAAACUCCUUCGAGAUUUACAAGGAAGAGUACCUCUACUCGUGAAACCCGUACUGGAACUGAUGAGAGAAGAGAAGCACUCGAGCAUUCGGUUACUUAAGUGUAGAUAGUCUGCGCGUUUCUGAAGCUCGAGGGCCCUCGAAAUUUUAGCCGUGCAUUCAGAGUGUUAAAACAAGAAAUACUCGAGGUAAAAUGUACUGCCGGCGGAACAAAUGGUCGAGUAAUUUUGUAAGGACAAUCAUAUUUUCUCUCGAUUUAUCGACUCCACUCAAUUAAUAAGCUCGCUCUAAAAAUUCCUGCAGAGUACUUUUCUCGUUUCUUCAAAUACUGCCAUAAUGAAUGAGUCGCACGCAAGUAUCUGUGUCUAAAAUAAAACCUUUUUUCUCGUUUUAAAAAUGAAUUGUAAAUAAAUACUUCAAUAUAUUAUAUUUUGUGUGAAUUUACGGCGUAAAUGUUGAAACGAGAGAAACACGUUGACAACUAUGAGAACAGAAGUAAAAAUAUUUGAUACGAAAAUAUUCAUUUACAACUAUUUCACAUUUUUUACAAUUAAUUAUUAAAUAAUUUAUUAAUUAUAAAUAUGUAUUCAUUUUUGUUUGCGAUAUGAUGAGGUACUGAUUUGGUAUGACGGGCGGAUUCUUCCUACUCUAGUGUGACGUUAUGUAAUGAUUCAUAAACAGCACGAAUUGGGUGGAGUAAAUUAAGAUUUCCGGUUAAGGUGCUUGCUAUAAAGGAGUCACAAUCAAAAUUAAAUAUUUUUAAAUUAAAAGAAUGAUGGAAGAAGAUUAAGAAAGACAGAUUCAUUAAUAAUUGAAUUUUAUGACAUUUAAAAUAUGUUUUGAUUGCGAUAAUAAAAAAAAUAUGCUAUAUUAAAACAAUAUUAAUUUAAAAAACGCUUAUUAGUAUGACUCCUUAUGGUUUACAAAAUAACUUACAAAAUGUAUAUAUUUAUAUAUAUAAAUAUAUUAUUAUUAAGUUGGACAGUGCAGUAGAAGUGUGCAGUAGAAUAUUCAGAAGUGAAUACACAUAUCCAUCAAUACGCAUCAAUCACAUAUAUUUGUAUCCUAUUUAUAUACGCGAAUGUUUCAGUAAUUAAACUCAAAUCAGUUUUGACAGAA